Messenger RNA from Phasianus colchicus (ring-necked pheasant), 4677 nucleotides. Lineage: Eukaryota; Metazoa; Chordata; Aves; Galliformes; Phasianidae. The record is from RefSeq and is a predicted model, not a curated record.
AUGGCGCUGAUGGAAAGAGCCGCGGCUGCUCUCCCGCUGUGCCCGGUGCGGCCGCCAGGGGGCGCCGCAGCACCGCGGAUACGGGGCGGAGCGGAGCGGGGCGGUGGGAGACGCGGGGCGGUGCGGAGAAUCCGCCUGUUUUCCCAGCUCUGCCUACACUCUGCCCACUGGCAGUGCCGGCAGAAGGGGUGUAGCACAUCUAAUAUGAAAGCUCAGCUGCUUUACAUCAACCUGAGGAUAAAAUGCAGUGGAAGAGGGUUGUUAUCUAAGAAAACCACUGACUUCUAUGGGUGUUUGGCUGUUAUUUUUUCAGCUGGAGUAACCACGGAAGCCAUUCAAACUGCUACUGCAAGCCCAGAUUCAUUGGGAACAGAGGCAAAAGUUCAGGAGGAAGAGCAUGAUCUAGUGGAUGACGACAUCACAGCUGGCUGCCUGUCUGGUCUCCCGCAGCUGAAGAAGAUCUCCACGUCCUAUGAGGAGCGCAGGAAGCAGGCUACAGCCAUUGUUCUGCUGGGUGUGAUUGGGGCAGAAUUUGGGGCUGAGAUUGAGCCCCCCAAGCUGCUGACUCGGCCACGCAGCUCCAGCCAGAUCCCCGAGGGCUUUGGGCUGACAAGUGGUGGGUCCAACUAUUCCCUGGCAAGGCAUACCUGCAAGGCAUUGACAUUUCUGCUGCUGCAGCCUCCCAGCCCCAAGCUGCCCGCGCACAGCACCAUCCGCAGAACUGCCAUUGACCUCAUCGGCCGUGGCUUCACUGUCUGGGAGCCCUACAUGGACGUCUCUGCAGUGCUGAUGGGCCUGCUGGAGCUCUGCGCUGAUGCUGAGAAGCAGCUUGCCAACAUCACAAUGGGGCUGCCCCUGAGCCCGGCGGCUGACUCUGCACGCUCCGCACGCCACGCGCUCUCGCUCAUCGCCACAGCCCGGCCGCCCGCCUUCAUUACCACCAUCGCCAAGGAGGUGCACAGACACACCGCCCUUGCAGCAAAUACACAGUCUCAGCAGAAUAUUCACACCACAACUCUUGCUCGGGCUAAAGGAGAGAUCUUGAGAGUCAUUGAAAUACUUAUUGAGAAGAUGCCUACCGACGUUGUGGACCUUCUUGUGGAGGUUAUGGACAUCAUCAUGUAUUGCCUCGAAGGAUCUUUAGUUAAGAAAAAAGGUCUUCAAGAAUGCUUUCCAGCCAUCUGCAGGUUCUACAUGGUCAGCUAUUACGAGAGAAGUCACAGAAUAGCAGUUGGAGCUCGCCAUGGUUCAGUGGCCCUCUACGAUAUCCGGACUGGGAAAUGUCAGACAAUCCAUGGGCACAAGGGGCCGAUCACAGCAGUGGCCUUUGCUCCUGACGGCCGGUACCUCGCCACCUACUCCAACUCAGACAGCCACCUCUCCUUCUGGCAGAUGAACACGUCACUGCUGGGCAGCAUCGGCAUGCUCAACUCAGCACCCCAGCUGCGUUGCAUCAAGACCUACCAGGUGCCCCCCGUCCAGCCCGCGUCCCCUGGCUCGCACAACGCCCUGCGCCUGGCCCGCCUCAUCUGGACCUCCAACCGCAACGUCAUCCUCAUGGCCCAUGAUGGCAAGGAGCACCGCUUCGUGGUCUAGGGGAAGCUGCCUGAGCUGAAAUGCGUUUGUCAGAACUCCGUGUAACUCUCCCUUCUUUGUUGCUGUCCUCUGGUCACAAGGCAGGACCAGCCAGGUCAUAGCUCUGCUUGCUUUGCCAGGUCACAACCCUGCCCGGUUUUCCAGGCUGUAGUUUUGCCUGAUUUGCCAGAUCAUGGCUCUGCCUGGUUGGCCAGGCCGUGGUUGUGCCUGGUUGGCCAGGCCGUGGCUCUGCCUGCCUUGCCAGGUCACAGCUCUGCCUGGUUUGCCAGAUCAUGGCUCUAUCUGGCUUGCCAGGUCACAGCUCUGCCCAUUUUGCCGGGCUGCGGCUCUGCCCGCUUUGCCAGACCAUGGCACCAGCUGGGUUCUCUUUGCAGCAGGGUGGGGGAUGCUGUGGUUUUUGGGAGGCCCAGUCCCACCCUGACUGUGUGCCGUGGCCUGGCCGCUGGCUGCUGGCCCCAUGCUGGUGGCCUGGUUCCACGUGCUCACAGAGCCUCUGUGGUUUACCAAAGGCCCUGUUUACAUGUAUUCCUUCUAGUGACCACUGAAUGAUCACUAGGCGGUGUGUCUUAGAGGGUUCUUAAUAAGGGCCUAAUUAAUUGGGGAUAAUUAGUAGCUGAGUGUGCAGGAGUUGAAUGGCCUCUGUUCUGAAUGGAAGGGGCACAUUUCCUCAGAAAAAGACAGUUCUUGAGGAAUUGAAGUGCUGCUCUGCUCAGCCAUUGCUUGCUGUAGUCUGGAAUAAAGGAUAACAAUUCACAUGUAAAUAAAGAAAAUAUCUCUAAGAUUGAUUAGCAGACUUGAACAGAGGAGUAUUUAUAUAUAAAGGUGUUUUUUUGCUACCAAUGAAGGUAUUUAUUUUGAAGAAAAUAAAAAGCUUUUUCUUCCCAAAGCUGCUCCCAUUUGUGCUGGAUCCCACGUGGAAGCUGGGCUGUGGUCUGGUGGCUGCAGGGCCACUGUCCUUCACCAGAGGAACGUGGGGUCACAGCAAGCCCUGGGAGGCAGCACAAAUGGUGUCAGUGAUUAACAAUUCUGGCAAGAAAAACUAUGAAAGAUAAUAAGUUAUUUGAACAGAUAUACUGAGACCAUUUCUUCAGUAGGAAUAUUCCUGUGUAAUGUUAGCUGUGACUGUGUUUCCUUCUUACAUAUCUAAUUCUGUGAAAUAUUUAAUCAUGUGAAAGUAUGCUGGUUUAUGCUCACAAUAAAGCAAAAACAAAUCUAUGAAAUACUAUUUUAUUUAAAAAUAUUGAUGUAUAUGUUUGUAUAGCUUUCUCUUUGCCAUUUUUGUCUGAAAAGCUCGCAGAAAUAAGGAGGCUGUCUUUACGUGGUAAAGUAAAAAAGGUACUUAUAAAAUCCUCCCUUCCCCAAAAAGGAAUAAAUUAAUUUAUAAAACGGCUUCUAAAUUUAAACAGCAUUGAUUUCUUUUUAAUUUUUUUUGUUGAAGUUGGUCUGUGUAGUACAUUGUAGAUGAAGGUGAGAUUUACAGCCCAGGAAGAUUCAUAUCUGUUUGCUGUUUGAAAAUUAAGAAAUACCAAUAAAAAAGAGCAAGAAAUUAAGACCAUUAGGAAUGUUUAACACAAACUGCCGUAAAAUUUAAUCCUUUUAUCUGGCAGGAAUGUAGUGUAUAGUAGAGAACACUGUUAUAGAAUAUCAGGGUCUUUUUUCAAAGUGAACUAACACAACAUGCAUGUACAUUGUGUUCGUAAAGAAGUGUAUGUAACUCUGAAGGUUAAAGAUAGGAAGAAGAACGAACAGAGACCUUCCAUCUGUAAUCUGAAACACUGCAGCAUUAGGUUUGGAUGCACAAGGAGAGUCAGGAUGCACUGUAAGCAUUCCCCCGUAGGCGUCCUGGGAUCCCAUCAGUUACAUUAGAGUAGGUUCCAAGAUGUGUAUGUGUUUACUUUCAGAAACGAAACACAACCCCCAUGGGAACGGUGGACCAUAGCCCUCCAAUGAUUUCCUUUUGUGGUAUAGUGAGCAAACAUCUUGAAUUAUAUAUGCGUUAAAAUGUUUGAUUUAAGCUAGAAGUGUAAUGGAUUUUCUUAAAUGCAGAAGAGAGGUCGUUCCUUUCCUCCCAGUGCUGCGGGUCAGCUCCAGCCCCACUGGGGUCCAGGAUCCAUCAGUGGGGCUGGACACAGCCCCCACUGUUGUGACUUCGUUUGCCCCAGUCCUCAACUUCACAGCCUCGGUCUCUCAGCACUGCAGUAAAAUUUGUAUUGUCAUUCCAGUGUAAGCUUUUAGUGCUUUAUUGAUUUGUUAGUACUGUAUUUGGACUUGUCCUUGUAAAUGUGGAGACGUAUGUGGCUUCAUUGGCAGUUUACAAGCAAAAGAUGACAUGAUGAGACACCUGUAUGAAAGUGUUGUAAUGAUGGAAGUCACCAUGUAUGGUAAAUGAUUGAAGUGUCUGCCUCUCAAGCAACUUCAGGAGUCCACUCCUAGUCUGCUGUAUGUAUACUGCAUACCCUGGUGUAAAUAUGCUUGUGAAAUAAAUCUGAACUGUAUCGAAGACCAUUGCUGUUAUGGCAUCAGCCAGGUGGCAUGCAAAUAAUUCCCUGCCUCUGAUUUAUGAAUCAUAAGUUUUUUCACCAAGUUUUUUUUUUUUUUUUUUCAUUUGAAAGGCAGCUUACGUGAUGUCCCAUCUGUUGUGCUGGGAGGACCUGCAGCCUCAGUACAGAGGGAGGAAGGUGUUGGAAUGAAGUUCUUGUAACUCCCCAGCAGUGUGGCUAAAGCACACAAAAGAAUUGCAGUCUUCCAGAAAUUCACCAGCACCAGUGUUUGCAAGGUGAUGCUUUCCUUGUCAGCUGGUUCAGAUUCCUCUGAAGAGGGUAACUGAUGCAAAUAGCAAUUUCCAAAAAAAUUUCCUAGCGUGGAAUGCAGGGUCCUAAGAAUAUUUAAGGUGCACUUGCAAUACAGAUUAUUUUUUAAAAUUGCAAUUGCUUUCUGCUUGCUGAAGAAUUCUAAGCAACGUGGGGCUGCUGGAGGUGUGCUGCAGUGUGCUAGGACACCAGGGAUGGUCUGCCCGGGGUCAGACGUUACCAAAUAAUCCUUCUAAACAAAGCAAACAGCAAGGAAAAAAAAAAAAAAAAA